GUGAAAGAAGCCGCAACACACACAUUCACGCACGCACACCACCACCCGAUAUCAUCACCGCCAGCAACAGCGCUUGUCUUGACUGACGUCCAUCACUGUUCUUCUUCGUGCUAGCCACACAUAACAACAACAACACCAAAGUCAUGUCUUUCCUUGCCCGUAUUUCCCGAACCGCCGUUGCCGCCGUCCGCAUGGCCCCUGCUGUCCGUGCUGCACAAGCAACACAGCUUCAGGCGCGCUUCCGCGCCGUGCCAGCACUGCAGGCUGUGCGCUUCCAGGCCACCUUCUCGCAGGAGGACGUCGAGAGCCGUGUCCUCAACAUUCUUCAGAACUUCAACGCCAUUGAGAACAAGGAGAACGUGUCUCUCGAUGCCCACUUCAUCAACGACCUUGGCCUCGACUCCCUGGACGCCGUUGAGAUUGUCAUGGCCGUCGAGGACGAAUUCUCCGUUGAGAUCAGCGACCAGGACGCAGAGAAGGUGCUCACUGCCCGCGACGUGGUGAAGCUCGUCAUGGGCCAGGAGUAAAGAGACAAGCCAACCAAGGACGCGUGGUUCUGUGGUUUUGUGCUGUGUUGUAGUGCGACUCUUUGUAUUUCUUUGACGUGCAAAUUUGUGUGUGCGCAUGAGGCAUUCGUCGCGAGCAACGCGUGACGUUGCCGCAUGGUGCAUGUGAGUGACCAAGAGCUGGAGCUGGGAGGGAGGCGUUGAGCUGUGAAUGUUUGGCGGUGUUGACGCGUGAGUGCAGCGUGUUCUCGUCAAGUUCACAAGCAACAAAGCAAGCAAGCAAGCAAGCGAGGUUGGUUGUGGAAAGUUGUGUGUGCCAUGCGUGGAUUUCGG
Molecule: messenger RNA, 839 nt
Organism: Salpingoeca rosetta
Lineage: Eukaryota; Choanoflagellata; Craspedida; Salpingoecidae
Product: acyl carrier protein
Exons: 4
Coding region: 144-527 (127 amino acids)
Biological process (GO): fatty acid biosynthetic process
Cellular component (GO): mitochondrion
Molecular function (GO): acyl binding; acyl carrier activity
Source: RefSeq, a predicted model, not a curated record